GACGAGGAGGACGUGGACCACUCCGGCGACGAGGCCUGCGUUGCUGAGGCCCUCUCCUGGCAUGGCAAGGUCGACCUCGACAAGAUCGACGAGUCUUGUGUCUUCUUCAGGCAUCGCCAGUCGAGGGUUGUUCAUCUGACUGCCGACGAGGGAGGCACAAACCUUGGCUGCGGUAGAUCCAUUUCGGGCCAGUACAGGAAGCUGGAAGCUCGGCCCACAGUUUUGCAUCCCCGCUGCAAGCAGUGUUUCAAGAAAUAUGUUGGCUUGGAUGCUAAGGAUGUGGAAGCCCUCGAGAAGGUGGGCGUGAACUCUCUCGCCAAAGUGGCGUUCAUGACGAGUUACACGCCGGGAUCCGGCGACGAUAAAGAUCUCAUAGCAGCAUUCGAGUCGGCUCUCGGGUCACCACCCUCCGUGGGACAGAAGAGCUCAUUCCGACGCCUGUUUCAUGAAUCGUACGCUGUCACCACUUCUGAGAUGAAACUUCUUGUGGAAAGAACAGACGAAUCUGUUCCCAGAAAACUGAGU
This is a messenger RNA of Symbiodinium sp. CCMP2456, 525 nucleotides long. NCBI's taxonomy places the organism in Eukaryota, Dinophyceae, Suessiales, Symbiodiniaceae. The record is from the annotation of a GenBank genome assembly.